AUGAAUCGCUGCGGAAGCCAAUUCUGUACUCUCGCUCGUAAGGGUGGGCUUGGUAACCCAACAGCUUCGCGAGUUUCCACAAAGUCCAAGCAGUGGCCGGGAUCGGCGUCCACAAGAAGUUUGUCGUCGCCAUCAGAAGCCCGCGUGAAACAUCGCAAUGACCUGGACACAUUGGUCUCAGUUCUCGAGGUCUCGGCAACCAAAAGAGAUGCCAAGGGCUAUCUGCAAAAAUACACCUCCAAAAAGCAAAAGCCAAAGGUCAAGGCGGCCACGCAGACAGCCCAGGACACACAGGUCGCAGAACAGCAGAACAUGGCCCUUGCAGAAACACUGGAUAUUUCUCAGGAGCCUAGGAAUGUUGCCAUUGUGAAGAUCCGCACGCCGCAGUUCGUUGACGAUGACAUCCUGGAAGGUGUGGCCAAAACCCUGACACAACUUCGGACACUGGGCUUGCUGAGCAUUGUCGUCGUCGAUUGUGGGCCGGACGAGAAUCGCGAGACAUACGAUACGCAGGCGUUGCGAUUUUGUGAGGCGAUUGACUCAUUCUCAAAGCCUGGUUCCAAAAUCCUCUCAGAAGUCAUCAAAGGCCCCAGUGUGAGUGACGGCGAAUCCCCUUCGAUUCUGCAAACUAGAUCUGAGGUGGACGACCUCGGUCGGCUGAAACUCUGUCUGCAACAUGGCCUGAUCCCAGUCGUGCCAUCAUUGUCGCGCAAAGAUGAUCUGUCCUCGACUUGCCCAGCCGAUGCCCACCAGGUCGUCCUGACAUUGACCCGGUACCUGACGGGUAUGCAGUUUGGGGCACAGAAUCUGGAGGCUGGCCAGGAAGGCGGGAAUUUUGAGAAACCUGUCAAGAUCGCGUCGGUCGAACGAAUCUUUGUACUGGACCCCCUAGGAGGUACACCCGUACCUGGGCGACCUGGCGCCGCCCAUCGCUUCGUCAAUCUGGACCAGGAGUACGACACAUUGCUACGGCAGCUCAUGGGACCAGAAGGAUCGCCCGUCGCUCGGAGAGAGUUCUGCAAAGCUUCAGCGACUGUGCAUGGAUCAAAUCUCAAUAUGGUCAAGGAAGCUCUUUCGGUCCUGCCGCCAACGUCGUCAGCCCUGAUCACGACACCUUCGGCAGCGGCCACUGCCAGUAAUGAUUAUUCCUCUCUGAACGAGCAGUCGAUGAAUGCGCCUACGUUUGGCUUUGAUGGCAUGGUUACGACAAGGAUCAGGCGGAACCCGCUAUUGCAUAAUCUCGUCACAGACAAACCAGUGUACUCAGCAUCACUGCCGUACCAGCGGAUCCGAGAUGGCGGCUUCAACGGACUCGACACUGGACCGUCGGCAGCGGCAACGCUUGUCAAGCGCGGCAUGCCAUUGACCAUCUUUCCGAAUCCGCGGCUGAGUCCGUGGCGUCCACCACAGCCCGGCGCAGACCGACUGCGGCUCACGGACAACUGUAUCGACCUGCCCCGGCUCGUGUACCUCAUUGAGGACUCAUUCAACCGCAAGCUGGAUGUGGACGAUUAUCUCUGCAGAGUCAAUGAGAAUCUGGCUGGUGUGAUCAUCGCGGGAGAGUACGAAGGCGGUGCUAUUCUAACCUGGGAGGUCCCUGAGGGUGUUGACAAAGAGACUGCUUAUAGAGAAGGACGUCUCGUGCCGUAUCUCGACAAGUUUGCUGUUCUCAAGAGUCGACAAGGAAGCGGUGGCGUUGCCGAUAUUGUGUUCAACGCGAUGACAGGAGACUGCUUCCCAGGCGGCGUUUGCUGGCGCAGUCGUAAAGACAACCCCGUCAACAAAUGGUACUUUGAGCGGUCGACCGGUGUCACGCAGCUGCAGGACAGCAACUGGACGAUGUUCUGGACGACCCCAGGUCUGGACCCGCGCCAUGCGACGGUCAGGGACUAUGAGAAGGUCUGCCGUGGCGUUGAGCCUUCUUGGGCUGACAACAAGCAUAUUUUGGACUGA
This is a messenger RNA of Emericellopsis cladophorae, 1953 nucleotides long. RefSeq names its product Amino-acid acetyltransferase-like protein. Gene Ontology annotation, cellular component: mitochondrial matrix. Gene Ontology annotation, molecular function: L-glutamate N-acetyltransferase activity, acting on acetyl-CoA as donor; arginine binding. The transcript has 2 exons. The record is from RefSeq and is a predicted model, not a curated record. Gene Ontology annotation, biological process: L-arginine biosynthetic process. Bases 1 to 1953 code for a protein of 650 amino acids. NCBI's taxonomy places the organism in Eukaryota, Fungi, Ascomycota, Sordariomycetes, Hypocreales, Bionectriaceae.